Molecule: messenger RNA, 2553 nt
Organism: Photinus pyralis (common eastern firefly)
Lineage: Eukaryota; Metazoa; Arthropoda; Insecta; Coleoptera; Lampyridae
Product: sodium-coupled monocarboxylate transporter 2-like
Exons: 9
Coding region: 649-2346 (565 amino acids)
Biological process (GO): sodium ion transport; transmembrane transport
Cellular component (GO): membrane
Molecular function (GO): symporter activity
Source: RefSeq, a predicted model, not a curated record
CCAUUUUUGAGUGGUUUGUAUUACAGUGCUGAUGUUCAGAGUUCGUGUUUUUCUCGUUUUUUGAUAGCGCGGGAGCUUUAGACUUGAGUACCUACCUACAUCACAAUACUUCUAAUUAUCAAAUAUCACUUCCGAUUCGCUGUAGAAAUCAGAAUCAUCAGAUUCAGCAACUAUGUUAUAUGGAUCUUCAGUUACCUUAUCAAAAUCCAUAAAACUUUCUUCACCAGACCAGGGUCUCGUACGGACAAAGAUGAAACCGAAGAUGACCUUGAUUUCUCCACUUCAUUCCUAGUCUUACCUAUAAGUUCAAAGCUAUGUAAGGUCAUCGUGUUCGAUGCAUUUGAACCUCGACGACAAUACAUUUGUACAUUGUAGUAAGUAGUUGAUUGUAGCGACAUAAAAAGUGCAUGCAAACGAUAAUGCGAAACUAAAAUCACUUUAUGUGUACCUACACUACACAGAUAGUCGUGCUUCGUUAAAAUGAUAGUGCACGCAUUGAUUGUGUGUAUACAUUGUGAAAAUGUUAAUAAAAUCUUAUGUGCUGUAGUAUGGGUAAUCACUUUUGGAAUGGUGUCUGUGUCCUUUUAAGAAAAAUCAAACGACCCCGACAAGUGGAAUUUUGACGAAUCCGAUUUGUAGCUGAUCAAUAUGGAAGAUCCCCAACUGGUAUUCUCAUGGAUAGACUAUACCGUUUUCAUUGUUGUGGUCUUCUUCAGUGCCGCAAUCGGAAUAUAUUUUGGAGUCUUUGCCAAAAGAAAACUGACCACCGGCGAAUAUCUCCUCGGCGGUCAAACUAUGAACUAUUUGCCAGUAGCAUUCUCGCUAAUAUCCAGCCACAUAUCUGGAGUUACAGUGCUGGCAGUACCUGUUGACGUGUACAAGUUUGGCUCCAACUACAUCUGGUUAUGUCUGACGAUAAUACUGGUCUGCAUUCUUACCUACUAUGUCUACUUACCCGUCUUUUUCGAACUGAGACUGACAAGUAUGUACGAAUACCUAUCGAUUCGUUUCGAUCGCAAAAUCAGAAUGUUGGCGUCUUUUCUAUGCAUUUUGUUCGCCGCAUUUCAUAAUCCGAUCGCCCUGUAUUUGCCAGUGAUUGCGUUUACACAGGUAACAACUUUCAACACGCAUCUCGUGCUGUAUGUAGUUGGUUUGGUUUGCGUGCUUUACACCGCAAUUGGCGGCAUUAAGGCGGUUAUCUGGAGCGACGCUCUUCAGUUUUUCGGAAUCGUUGUGUCUAGCCUUGUGGUUUUAUGCUUUGGAAUAAAAUCUUCUGGAGGUUUCGAAACGCUUUGGAAGGCAAAUAAUGAAACCGGUCGCUUCGACAUAUUUGAUUUCAGUAUUGAUCCUACAAUAAGAGAUGGUUUUUGGCAACUAGUAAUCGGCGGUACAGUCCAGUGGUUAUCCAUUCUGUGUCUCAGUCAGCAGUCCAUGCAGAAGUACUUGUCCGUUCCAACAAUCGUGUGUGCUACAAAAGUAAUAAUCUUUGAAUGUAUUGGGGUUGUUGCGCUGAAAGCUAUGAGCGUCUUUUUGGGCAACGCCAUGUAUGCUAGAUUUGCGGACUGUGAUCCAUUGCAAACGAACCACGUACAGCGAGAUGAUCAGUUGGUUCCGUAUUUUGUUUUACAAACAGCACGUCACAUUUCGGGAUUACCAGGAUUGUUCACUGCAGGGAUCCUUAGUGCAUGCCUAAGCUCUUUUUCAUCAUCUCUAAAUAGCGUAGCUUGUAUUAUCUACGAAGACUUGUUACUUCCGUUCCUGCCCAAAGACAUGACGGAUCAAAGAGCGAGCAACAUUUUGAAGAGUAUCGUCGUUAUGUUUGGUAUUCUUUGCAUUCUACUGGUCUACUUGAUAGAAAACGUCAACGGUAUAUUUCCUUUAUCCAAUGUCCUACAGGCGGUCACCUGCGGUCCGAUUAUGGGUUUGUUUACUUUAGGGAUGCUAUUCCCGAGCGCAAACGCCGAAGGAGCGCUAGCUGGUGGAAUCGCCGGACUUGCAUUUGCGUGUUGGGUAGUAAUCGGAACGAACUGGUAUAGAAUGUCGGGAUUACUACGAGACCCCAAGAAACCGAUGUCGCUUAGUGGAUGCCAAUUCAAUAGCACUGCCAUAGUCACACCAUCUCCAACGUCUGACCAGAUUUUUUACUUAUAUCGUAUUUCCAUGUGGUACAACAGCCUCAUGAGCGCAAUUAUUGUAAUUGUGUUUGGACUUCUGAUAAGUUGGUUGACGGGGAGGAAAAACAAACCAAUUAGAACCGAGCUGUUGAGUCCAUUAGUUCGUAGUUUGAUCAAGGGCGAGAAGAAAACAGAGCUCGAUGAGGAGCGGAAACUUCAAGAUGGCCAUUAGACUUGCUAGGACCCGUAGUGAUCAUAAUUUGGAGCACGUAUACAUAUUUCCAUCCACUCCCCCUCCAGCUUCACCUUUGUAUAGCAAAUUUAAAAUAAACUUUUGCUUCAGUAGCAUUACAGUUUAGAACACGCUAUGUAUGUAAAUACCCUGUAUCGGUUGAAAAUGAAUUUUAAGGAACAAUAAAUGAAUUAUGUCUGCUUAAAA